This is a messenger RNA of Mesoplodon densirostris (Blainville's beaked whale), 1395 nucleotides long. RefSeq names its product G protein-coupled receptor 22 (gene GPR22). NCBI's taxonomy places the organism in Eukaryota, Metazoa, Chordata, Mammalia, Artiodactyla, Ziphiidae. Gene Ontology annotation, cellular component: membrane. Gene Ontology annotation, biological process: G protein-coupled receptor signaling pathway. The coding region runs from base 97 to 1395 and encodes 432 amino acids. The transcript has 2 exons. The record is from RefSeq and is a predicted model, not a curated record. Gene Ontology annotation, molecular function: peptide binding; G protein-coupled receptor activity.
AUGACAUCAUGUAUCAUAUUGUGAAAAACUGCUAUAGUGAGCCAAAAGGGCCAUAAGGCAACAGCAAACAGGGAAAAAACCAACUGCUCCAAAAGAAUGUGUUUUUCUCCCAUUCUGGAAAUCAACAUGCAGUCUGAAUCUAACAUUACAGUGCGAGAUGACAUUGAUGACAUCAACACCAAUAUGUACCAACCACUAUCAUAUCCAUUAAGCUUUCAAGUGUCUCUCACCGGAUUUCUUAUGUUAGAAAUUGUGUUGGGACUUGGCAGCAACCUCACCGUGUUGGUACUUUACUGCAUGAAAUCCAACUUAAUCAACUCUGUCAGUAACAUUAUUACGAUGAAUCUUCAUGUACUUGAUGUAAUCAUUUGUGUGGGAUGUAUUCCUCUAACUAUAGUUAUCCUUCUGCUUUCACUGGAGAGUAACACUGCUCUCAUCUGCUGUUUCCAUGAGGCCUGUGUAUCUUUUACAAGUGUCUCAACAGCAAUCAACGUUUUUGCUAUCACUUUGGACAGAUAUGACAUCUCUGUAAAGCCUGCAAACCGAAUUCUGACAAUGGGCAGAGCUGUAAUGCUAAUGAUAUCCAUUUGGAUUUUUUCGUUUUUCUCCUUCCUGAUUCCCUUUAUUGAGGUAAAUUUUUUCAGCCUUCAAAGUGGAAAUACGUGGGAAAACAAGACACUUCUGUGUGUCAGUACGAAUGAAUACUACACUGAACUGGGAAUGUAUUAUCACCUGCUAGUACAGAUCCCAAUAUUCUUUUUCACUGUCAUAGUAAUGUUAAUCACAUACACCAAAAUACUUCAGGCCCUCAAUAUUCGAAUAGGCACAAGAUUCUCAACAGGGCAGAAGAAAGCAAGAAAGAAAAAGACGAUUUCUCUAACCACACAACACGAGACUACAGACAUGUCACAAGGCAGUGGUGGGAGAAAUGUAGUCUUUGGUGUUAGAACUUCAGUCUCUGUAAUAAUUGCCCUCCGGCGAGCUAUGAAACGACACCGUGAACGACGAGAAAGGCAAAAGAGAGUCUUCAAAAUGUCUUUAUUGAUCAUUUCUACAUUUCUUCUCUGCUGGACACCAAUUUCUGUUUUAAAUACCACCAUUUUAUGUUUAGGCCCAAGUGACCUUUUAGUAAAAUUAAGGUUGUGUUUUCUAGUCAUGGGCUAUGGAACAACUAUAUUUCAUCCUCUAUUAUAUGCAUUUACUAGACAAAAAUUUCAAAAGGUCUUGAAAAGUAAAAUGAAAAAGCGAGUUGUUUCCAUAGUAGAAGCUGAUCCCAUGCCUAAUAAUGCUGUAAUACACAACUCUUGGAUAGAUCCUAAAAGAAACAAAAAAAUUACCUUUGAAAAUAGUGAAAUAAGAGGAAAAUGUUUAGUACCUCAGGUUGUCACAGACUAG